Molecule: messenger RNA, 2748 nt
Organism: Cokeromyces recurvatus
Lineage: Eukaryota; Fungi; Mucoromycota; Mucoromycetes; Mucorales; Mucoraceae
Product: PMCA-type calcium-translocating P-type ATPase
Exons: 5
Coding region: 1-2748 (915 amino acids)
Biological process (GO): intracellular calcium ion homeostasis
Cellular component (GO): membrane; intracellular membrane-bounded organelle
Molecular function (GO): ATP binding; ATP hydrolysis activity; P-type calcium transporter activity
Source: RefSeq, a predicted model, not a curated record
AUGCAAUCACAUUUAGAUCCUUCAAAUCCAUUCGCCUUUUCUCGUGAACAAAUGAUAUCUAUCGUAGAUCAAGCGCGACUUGAUUUAAUAGAAUACAUGGGGGGCGUCGAUACUAUUGCAAAGGGAUUACAUUCAGACAUCACUAAAGGUAUCGAAUGGAAUGAAGGAAAUUUGUCGUAUAUCCGCAUGUUUGAUCUUCUUCAACAACAACAACAACAACAAGAGGAUGAAUUUUAUAAUCCUCAGCUCCCACUUUCACCAAAUGACUCGAAUACAUUUGUGCAAAGGAAACAAGUGUUUGGGUCUAAUACUCUACCUAAAGUAGAGGAAGUCGUAUUGUGGCAACUCAUGUGGAAUACGUUUCAAGAUAAGAUUUUAUUACUUCUGACUGGUUCAGCUAUAAUUUCAUUAUCAAUAGGUAUUUAUGAAGACAUUUAUACGGUAGAGUAUGAUAGUUCAGGUAAUAAAGUACCUAGCGUAAAAUGGAUAGAAGGCGUAGCUAUUAUUAUUGCCAUCUUAUUAGUGGUGAUUGUUACUAGUGUAAAUGAUUAUCGGAAAGAAAAGCAAUUUCGUUCAUUAAAUGCUAAAAAAGAAGACCGAGAUGUAUAUCUACAGCCAGGAGAAAUUGUCUGCGCAGAUGGUAUCUUUAUAGAGGGGAAUAAUUUAAAAUGUGAUGAAUCCAGUGCUACUGGAGAGUCAGAUGCAGUUCUCAAAUUAUCAUGGAAGGAAGAGAAUGAGGGGCAAGCGCCAAAUCCAUUUUUAAUUUCAGGAUCUAAAGUAAUUGAAGGUAUAGGCACUUAUUUAGUGACAGCAGUUGGGCCCUAUUCCUUUCAUGGACGUUCAUUGAUGACACUCCGCAUAAAGAAUGAAAAUACACCUUUACAAGAUAAACUGGAUAUUUUGGCGACUCAGAUUGCGAAAUAUGGAUUAUUUGCUACUGUCUUUUUAAUGUUUUUGCUUAUUUCCCGUUCUGUUAUUGGUUACACCACCGGGAGCCUUUCUACUCUACCAUCGGAUAUUAUUUCUCAUGUUAUGCAAAUAUUAAUUACUACCAUCACUGUCAUUGUCAUUGCUGUUCCAGAAGGCUUACCGCUUGCCGUCACUUUAGCUUAUGCAACACAAAGAAUGUUAAAGGAUAACAACCUUGUACGAGUAUUAGCAGCUUGUGAAACUGCAGGAAAUGCUACAACCAUUUGCUCAGAUAAAACAGGUACUUUAACAGAAAAUCGAAUGGAAGUUGUGGCAGGAACAUUUGGAUCUUCGUUUCGGUUUCUUAAAAAUCCUCCUAUUUCGCGUUACCAUGAUUUAAUCAAUAUAGAUCAUAUCAAGAAUAAAGUCCCUAUUGCAGUAAAAAAUGUCAUAAAUCAAUCUAUUGCCGUUAAUUCAACUUCAUUUGAAAAUAUGAACAUGAUGGGCGAUAAAUCAUUAGUAGGUAAUAAAACAGAAACUGCUAUGCUUUGUUUUGCAAGGGAUUGUUUAGGUUCAGAACCCUUUGAGUUGCUAAGAUCGUCUUGGCAUCUUGAGACCCUUUUUCCUUUUAGCUCAUCUCAAAAGGCAAUGGCAGCUGUAAUUCGUAUUUACGAUGAAGAUGGGAAACCUAUUUACCGUGCCCAUCUGAAAGGUGGAUCAGAGUUCUUAUUAAAUAGUUGUAGCUCGAUUCUAUCUAUGCAUGAUCCAUGUUAUGAAACUCAGAAGGAUAGCUAUCCUAUCUCUAUUCGAGCUAUGACAGAUGAAAAUCGAAUAAGAAUAGAUAAGAUCAUUCAAAGUUAUGCAACGCGUUGUCUAAGAACGAUUGCUUUAUGUUAUCAAGAUUUUGACAAUUGGCCAUCAGAUAGAACAUUAGAAGAAAUGAUUGAAGAGAAGAAGUUAACGUUAUUAGGCAUUAUUGGUAUUGAAGACCCUUUAAGAGAGGGCGUAGCAGAUGCCGUUUCUAUCUGUCAACGCGCUGGCAUAUAUGUUCGAAUGGUGACAGGUGAUAAUAUAUCAACAGCUAAAAGUAUUGCACGUCAAUGUGGUAUCUAUACAAAGGGAACGAUUGCAAUGGAUGGAGCUACAUUUAGAAAGUUAAAUGAAUGUGAACGAAUAAAGAUACUUCCUCAGUUAAGUGUGUUGGCGAGAUCAAGUCCUGAAGAUAAAAGACUAUUAGUCAAUACCUUACGUGAAACAGGAGAAAUAGUAGCAGUAACUGGAGAUGGUACGAAUGAUGGGCCAGCACUGAAAGCAGCUGAUGUUGGAUUUAGUAUGGGAAUAUCAGGAACAGAAGUAGCUAAAGAGGCAUCAAGUAUAAUUCUUAUGGAUGAUAAUUUUUCAAGUAUUGUUCGAGCUAUCGCCUGGGGGAGAUGCGUAAAUGAUUCUAUUAAAAAAUUUAUACAAUUUCAGUUAACAAUCAAUAUUACAGCAGUUACAUUAAUAAUGAUAUCUAGUAUAAUGAACGAUAAACAAAAAUCAAUUUUAUCUACAGUUCAACUUUUAUGGGUUAAUUUGAUUAUGGAUACAUUUGCAGCUCUUGCACUUGCCACAGAUUCUCCUUCUUCUGAUUUAUUAAAUCGAUUACCAGAAAGAAGAACAGCACCGCUUAUAAACUAUAGUAUGUGGAAAAUGAUUAUUGGACAAUCUGUAUAUCAAUUGAGUAUUACCUUAAUACUUAUCUAUACAGAUAUAUUAAACUUAUCCGACAAUGAAGCCACUUUACAAACUGUUAUCUUUACAGCCUUUGUAUUUUGUCAAAUAUUUAAUGAAAUCAAGUAA